Pogona vitticeps (central bearded dragon) is the source of this 1050-nucleotide messenger RNA. RefSeq names its product EF-hand calcium binding domain 10 (gene EFCAB10). Lineage: Eukaryota; Metazoa; Chordata; Lepidosauria; Squamata; Agamidae. The record is from RefSeq and is a predicted model, not a curated record. Gene Ontology annotation, molecular function: calcium ion binding.
CUCAAACUUGACAGUGCGACAAGUUAAAGGCAGUUUUUUACUGUCUUUUUAAAAAUAGCCCGCGCCGGCGGCCGCACCCCUUCCUCGCGCCCGCUCGCUAAAGCGCCAGCGGAACACAAGAAGCGUGUCCGACAAAAGCACGGGGGGAGGCAAGCCCGCGGGGUACAAGACGCGCCCGAUUGGUCAAGCCAGGACACGGACUUUCUUCUUUGAUUGGCCAGGCUGCCGCAACAUUCAUCACGUGGUGUCCCCUUCGGACGGCACGUGCUCUGCGAGCGUUCUCCUCUGUCGCCUAGCAACGACGAUGGACCGGGAGGUCGAAGGCCGAGAGUAUUUGGCUCGGCAUAAAAUCCCGGACCUUUUACACACCUUGAGCGCACUGUUGCUCUUUCACCGCCCAGAAAGACCAAGAGAGUUCUUGAUAAAAAUUCUGGAGAAAGUAAAGGUUGCAAGACUGACUGGUGUGGAUUUUCCCAAUCUUAUGGAUGAAUCUAACCUGGAUUCAAUGUUUGAGAUGCUAGAUGUUCCAGGUGAAGGCUACAUAAACGUAAAACAAUACAAAGGAGCACUUGAAUCAUUGGGACUGAGCAGUAAAGAUGAACCUUAUGGAGAAACUGACUUAAUUACACAAAGUGUCUUCAAGGAAAAUGUGAUGAAAAAGUAUGCUGAAAUGUGGGCAGCAUUUUAAUUGCGAGUCUUCUGAUCUAACACUGAAUGUACUUUUACUUUUUGAAAAACAAAUAAUUUCAUUUUUAUCAGUCUUAACUGGAUAUAUCAACUCUACCAUUAUACAAGAUAAUAAAUUUCAUCUUUCCUUUACAAAUAUUGUACUGAAAUACUUUGAAAAAACCCUCAAAUAAAUGAAGGUAAUCUCAUAGUCAAAAAUAAGAAGUUUGAUUUCAGUGGGGGUUUGUUUGUUUUUUUGUUCAGCCCUGUGAUUCAUGUAGGCUUAAUGACAUGUUAUUUUGUUACACAUCAGUACUGCCAGAGAGAAUAUGUUUCUAUGAUUACCAACUCAAAAAAAAAGUUCUGUGACUUUAUACUUCCAUA